AGGAGCGAACUAUCUCCGGGAGAUGGCAGUAGUGCGGCGCUGAGGCUGCCAGCUGCUGUUGAGCCUCAAAGAAGGGGAAGAAGAGAAGGAGGAAACAGAAGAAGUUGUGUUCGUGUUGUUAAUCAUGCCGCUACCUGGUUGAUAGUUGAUUGCCCUGCCGGACGUUCGCAACCUCACCGCGCAGGAGUAGUGGGAGCUGAAAGACAAGUUGAGCAGGACCAGCACCCUGGCACGGCAGCGGUAACCUAACGAGGCUGUCCUCCUCGCAGGGCGUGUUUAAACCCGGACUGAAGUCAUAUAACAUUUACUACAUGUCCAAUACAAAGUCCAAAGAUAUCCAACUUGCUGUCACAUAAAACAAAGAAGUGCAGCGAAUCUUCACAAUUGAGAAGUUGAAAUGUCUGCUGCCAAAAUGUUGGCUGAAGGAGGCUCCUUCAUGAAGGGGAUGGUCAUGGGAGGCCUCUUCUGCUUGGUGCUGUCGCUCCUGGGUAGUUUCAGCCCCAGCACAGAGUCUAGGACAGAUGAACACCAUCAUCAUCACGUCAAGGCCCCGAGUAAAGACGAGUUGAAACGACUCUCUGACAGUCAGGUGCAGGAGUUGAGCGAUCAAGUCAAAGUUUACUGCAUCAUUAUGGUACAGCCGAAGAUCCUUGUCUACUGGGCUACAGCUAUUGACACGUGGAGCAAACACUGUGACAAGGCUGUGUUUUACACCUCCGAGGCCUCUAAGGCGCUCGAGGCCAUAGACCUCAAUGAAAAAGAUGACUGGGCGAGGUUACGUAAAGCUCUGAAGCAUGCUUAUGAGAAUGCCGGAGACCUGCGCUGGUUCUUUGUGGCACAACCCACCACGUUUGCCAUCAUUGAGAACCUCAAAUACCUGGUGCUCGCAAAGGAUCCCAGUGAGCCCUUCUACCUGGGCAACGCUAUGAAGUCAGGGGAGCUUGAGUAUGUGGCGUACGAUAGUGGCAUUGUCCUAAGCUAUGAAGCUCUGAAAAGGCUGGUGCAUGUGUUCCAGGAUGAAGACAGAUGUCCAGAGAGAGGACGAGCCCUGUGGAAGCUGAGUGAGGACAAGCAGCUGGCCGUGUGUCUCAAAUAUACGGGUGUGUUUGCGGAAAACGGAGAAGAUGCACACGGAAAGGGCCUGUUCAACAGCAAGAGUGUCGACAGCCUGAUAACGGACAGCAUGAAGGACAACCCCACUGAUGUGGUGGAGGGCUGCUGCUCAGACAUGGCAGUAACAUUCAGUGGGAUGUCACCUAAUCAGAUGCAGGUUAUGAUGUUUGGAGUUUACAGACUCCGUCCUUACGGGCACGAUUUUCAUGACUCUUUAGUAUUUAGCCCUCCUGAAGGUUCAGACAAUGACUAGAGACUCAUACCUUCAAGAUGGAUGGGGCGUUUUUAAUUUUUUCCGUCUGUGAUGGCAAAACUAAGCUUUGGGAGAUGGUUUUCUUAUACUGUUUGUAAAACUUGAUCCUGGGUGGGAACAACACUUUUAUGUAUAUUUGUACCUUUUGCACUUGGCACAAUCAGCACCCCAUUUCUUUGUGGUGUAGGUAAACGGAAUUGAUGGGUGUCCCGUCCUUUGGAAUGAAGAUAGAACUGGGAAAUAGAUAAAAGAAAACUCGUGACUUGAAACAAGAUUAUCUGGAAGUUUUGGUUCUUGUAAUGUUGUUAUGUAUCUUAAAUGUUUGUCUUUUUGUGGUCUUACAGUAGAAUUAGUUAUUUGAUAAAAUUCUGAAAUGAU
Molecule: messenger RNA, 1744 nt
Organism: Xiphias gladius (swordfish)
Lineage: Eukaryota; Metazoa; Chordata; Actinopteri; Istiophoriformes; Xiphiidae
Gene: c1galt1c1
Product: C1GALT1-specific chaperone 1
Exons: 4
Coding region: 398-1366 (322 amino acids)
Molecular function (GO): N-acetylgalactosaminide beta-1,3-galactosyltransferase activity
Source: RefSeq, a predicted model, not a curated record